Messenger RNA from Jatropha curcas, 4009 nucleotides. Its product is annotated as disease resistance-like protein DSC1. Lineage: Eukaryota; Viridiplantae; Streptophyta; Magnoliopsida; Malpighiales; Euphorbiaceae. The record is from RefSeq and is a predicted model, not a curated record. Gene Ontology annotation, molecular function: ADP binding. Gene Ontology annotation, biological process: defense response; signal transduction.
UAUUGAUAAAAAAUGUCUUCAAUAUCAUCUUCCACUGUCCCUCCUAAAACAAACUAUGAUGUGUUCCUCAGUUUUAGAGGUGUUGAUACCCGCUUGAAUUUUACUAGCCAUCUUUAUGCUGCUUUAAGGCGAAAGCAUAUCACAACAUUUAUUGAUUAUACUGGUCUUGAGACAGGAGAAGAGAUAUCUCCAAAUCUUUUGAAAGCUAUUGAAGAAUCGAAGAUGUCAGUCAUCAUUUUCUCCAAAAAUUAUGCCUCCUCUCAAUGGUGUUUGGAUGAACUAGUCAAGAUAAUGGAGUGCAUGAAGUCAAUUGGACAGAAGGUUUUACCAAUUUUCUACCGUGUAGACCCUUCUGAUGUUAGAAACCAGACUGGAAAUUUUGGAGACGGAUUUCGAAAAGUUAAAGAACAAUUUCAGGAGGAUGCAGAGAAGAUUGAUAGGUGGAUCACUGCUUUGACGAAAGCAGCCAAUCUAUCUGGAUGGGAUUCGAACAAUUACAGGUAUGAAUCAGAAUUAAGUGAGGGAAUCGUUAACCGGAUCUUGAAGAAAUUGUAUCCUGCAUAUUAUAGUGUUUGCAGUAACUUGCCUGGGAUUGACUUACACAUCAAUAAUCUUUUGUCAUUGUUAUCUAUUGGAUCAGAAGAUGUUCGCUUUAUUGGAAUUUGGGGAAUGGGAGGUAUAGGAAAGACAACCAUUGCUGAAGUUCUUCUCAGUCGAAUAUUUGAUAAAUUUGAUGAUUGUUGCUUUCUCAGCAAUAUCAGGGAAAAAUCAGAAAAAGAUGGACUAUUUCACUUGCGAAAAUGUCUUUUUUCCAAACUUCUACAAAUACAAAAUGAAAAUUUGAAUCUGGAAAUGUGUUACCAGUACUUCACUAUUGUUGGAUAUGCUUAGUCCGAAAAAAAGUUCUCCAUUGUUCUUGAUGAAUGUUAUGAUUAGAUCAAUUCGAGGCUUUAAGCUGGACAAUAUAUUGAUUGGUUUGGUCCUAGAAGUAGAGUUAUUAUGACUAGUAGAGACAAAGAAGUACUUGACAAUGGAGUUGACAUAACAUAUAGGGUCGAGGGCUUACAAUACCGUGAUGCUCUUAAAUUAUUGAGUAUGAAAGCCUUCAAGCAAAAGCAUCCUCCAAAAGAUUUUAUACAGUUGUCAGAAAGGGUAUUGAAUUAUGCUAAAGGUGUUCCAUUAGCUCUUAAAGUUCUGGGUUCCCAUGUAUGCAAAAGGUCUCCAAAGGAAUGGGAAAGUGUAUUGGACAAACUAAAACAAUUCCCUGAUUCUAAGAUUCAGAAAAUCUUAGAAGUUAGUUAUGAUACACUAGAACAAAAUGAGAAGGACAUAUUUCUUGAUGUGGCUUGUUUCUUCAAAGGACAAGAUAAAGAUUGGGUGGAAGACAUACUAAAUGGAUGUGGUCUUGCUGCAAGCAUGGGAAUAAAUCGUCUGAAGGAUAAGUGUCUUGUAGUCAUUGUUCAAAACAACUUAGAGAUGCAUGACUUGAUACAAGAAAUGGGUCAGGAUAUUGCUCGACGAAGGGGUAGCCGAUUAUGGAAUCCCAAGAACAUAUGUGAUACUUUGACAACUGAGACGAUGAAAGAGGCAGUUGAAGGCAUAUUCUUGGACAUGUCUAAAAUGGGAAAGGUACACUUGAAUCAUGCAAUCUUCUCAUGGAUGCCUAACUUGAGAUCGCUGAUAUUUUUUAGGUCUCAGUACUGUUCUAAAAACAAGGAUACUGGCUUCAUGCUUGAAUCUCCUCAAUCGAAUUAUUUGCAAUAUCUUUCUAACAAGUUGAGUUUACUUCAUUGGGAAGAAUACCCUUACAAAUCUAUGCCUUCAAGUUUUUUCAUGGAGAACCUUGUUCAACUUGACUUGCGAGAGAGUCGGAUUGAACAACUUUGGACUGGAGAUAAGUGUCCUCAGCAAUUAAAAUAUCUCAAUCUUUUUGGAUGCAUGCAAUUAACCAGGCUCCCAAAUCUCUCUUCAGCAACAAAUUUGGAGUGGAUAAUUCUUGGGCUUUGUAUGAGCUUGAUUGAGAUUCCCUCAUCGAUUCAGUGCCUCCUUAAGCUCAAAUAUCUUGAUCUAUACAGGUGUGAAAAGCUGAGAACUCUUCCAAACCUCAUUCAGUUGAAAUCUCUUGCACAUCUCCGUCUUCUUGCACAUCUCCGUCUUUCUUACUGCUCAAACUUGAAGACUGCUCUAGAAAUUCCAAGAAGCAUACAAGUAUUGGAACUAGAAAGGUCUGGAUUGGAAGAGUUCUCCCCAAAUGUUCAAGUUCUUGACAAUCUUCAAUACUUAAGUAUGUGGCAAUGCAAAAACCUACGAAGUCUUCCACGUUGUCUUAAUUUAAAUUACGUUAUUAAGCAACACAUACUUAAUCUCACAGGCUGCUUGAAUCUCAAAAAAUUUCCUGUGAUUCUUGGAAAGAUUGAAGUAUUAAUGUUAAAUCAGACUGGAAUAGAAGAAUUACCCUCAUCCAUACAAUAUCUCUCUUCUCUUGUUGAGUUGGAAAUGAAGAAUCGUGAGAGGCUCCAAAGUCUCCCAAGUAGUAUUUGUGAGCUGAAAUUGCUUCAAAAGUUUGUUCUUAGUGGAUGCUCAAAGCUUAAUAAAUUGCCACCUUUAUAUGGCUUGUAUUCUUUAGAAGAGCUAUAUCUAGAUGGCAGUAGGCUAAAAGAAAUUCCCAGUGACAUAGUUUCUCUGGCCUCAUUAAGAGUGCUGAAUCUAAAUAACUGUGACAAACUCCAAGGUUUGCCAGAGCUUCCAUGCCGACUAAUGGAACUCCAAGCAGUAAAUUGCACAUCAGUCAAAACUGCAGAAUCAUCAUCAUCCUUUGCAUGCAUUGGACAUCUCAGAAAAUUCUGGCCAUAUAAAUAUCUAUUUAAUUAUUGUAAUUGCAUAAAUUUGAGCAAGAAUGUGCGCUGCAAGAUUGUGGAAGAUGUGCGUCAGAGAAUUGAAGAAAUAGCAUUUGGUACUGCUUUGUCUCAUAGGCGCGCAAUAAAUAAUUCAGAGGGGGAUAUUGUAAUUGGUUUACCCGAAGGUGAAAUUCCAGAGUGGAAUAUUGUCAUUGGUUUACCCGGAGGUGAAAUUCCAGAGUGGGAUGCUGUUGUUUGUUUAUUCAAAAAUGAAGUUCCGGAGUGGGAUACUAUUGGUUUUCCAAGCAGAAUCCCAAAGUGGUUUAGUUAUCAAGGCCAAGGAUCCUCAUUUUCUAUCCUGUUCCCUCCCAAUUGGUUUGAUGUCUUAGGUUUUACUUUUUGUGCUGUUAUAGAAUUUGAUAUUCCUCUUAACAAAUGUGAUGAUUUCUUCAUUACAUGUGAAUGUCAUUUCAAAAGAGUGAUAACGGUGGCCGGAAAGUUCAGUUCAGAAGUAGCACCAUCCAUUUGGAGGUCAUUCUUCACUCAGAUCACUUGUUCCUUUGGUACGAUAAUUUUCACGCUAAUCUUAAUUUAAGGAAAUGGCUCAUAGGAAACAAAGUCAAUGAGGGCUUAUGCAAGUUCAAAGCAGAAGCAAGAGGAUUUAACAAGGGGAAAUUAAAGGUGAAUGGAUGUGGUCUACAACUACGGUAUGCUGAAUGGAUGCCGGGGAAACGGAUGCGUAACAGACUCCAAAACAAAAUUUCCGUAGAGUGUGGAUCAACCAAGCGGAGAAGCAGGGAAGACUACUGCUCUAAUCAAACUGAUAUCAUUGGAGAUGGCAUGUUUGAUUAUGUGGAAGAGGAACCUCACCCAAAAAGAUUAAAGCAAGCAAUUUUGCUUUGUGAAUGAUUACCUCUUCUAAUGUUUAAAGGGAUCGACUCUGUUGCUCUUAUGAUUAUUUCAAUCUCUUGUCCGGAAAGUGACCAUAGCAUGUCCUGUUUUUCUACUUUUGCCAUUAUGGCAAGCAACUGGACUAUGAGUAUGACUCUAUCUUUCACUGUUUGUUGUCGUCGUAUUCUUUUGUUGUGCUCAAUAGCACUCAUUGCCUUUGAUGGAAAAUAAAAGUGAAACCUUAGUAGACGCCAAUCAAUAUAUAUUUUGUUGAAGACUAA